AUGGGGAUAUUGUAUGGAAUGGUGGCUCGGGGGCUGGUGGUUUUGGCCGAGUUCAGCGCCACCCAGAGUAAUGCAAGUGUGGUAGCCAAACAGAUAUUGAGCAAGAUGAAUCAAGGGACUAAUAACAACAAUGAUACAAACAUUUCCUAUUCCCAUGAUCGCUACGUUUUUCAUGUCAAGAGAACCGAUGGCCUCACUGUUCUUUGUAUGGCUGAUGAUGCAUUCGGAAGAAUGAUUCCUUAUGCAUUUCUAGAAGAUAUUCAUAACAAAUUUGUGAAGACAUAUGCUCGUGCAAUUCUUUCAGCUCCUGCCUAUGCCAUGAAUGAUGAGUUCUCAAGGGUAUUGAGUCAACAGAUGGAUUAUUACUCCAAUGACCCAAAUGCUGACAGAUUGAACCGUCUCAAAGGUGAAAUGACUCAGGUAAGAACUGUCAUGAUUGACAACAUUGAAAAAGUGUUGGAGAGAGGUGGCCGCUUGGAACUUCUGGUUGAGAAAACUUCUGCAAUGAACAGUAAUUCAAUUCGUUUCAAAAGGCAAUCACGCCGUUAUAAAAAUAACUUGUGGUGGAGUAACGUUAGGUUAACGGUUGCACUUAUUAUAUUUUUCGCCAUUCUCAUUUACAUUUUACUCGCCUUUAUCUGCCAUGGUCCCUUGCUGGCUUCUUGCUGGAGAUAA
This is a messenger RNA of Gastrolobium bilobum, 675 nucleotides long. Its product is annotated as vesicle-associated membrane protein 711-like. Gene Ontology annotation, biological process: vesicle-mediated transport. The transcript is spliced from 4 exons. Gene Ontology annotation, cellular component: membrane. The coding region runs from base 1 to 675 and encodes 224 amino acids. NCBI's taxonomy places the organism in Eukaryota, Viridiplantae, Streptophyta, Magnoliopsida, Fabales, Fabaceae. The record is from RefSeq and is a predicted model, not a curated record.